Molecule: messenger RNA, 1103 nt
Organism: Triticum aestivum (bread wheat)
Lineage: Eukaryota; Viridiplantae; Streptophyta; Magnoliopsida; Poales; Poaceae
Exons: 3
Coding region: 258-707 (149 amino acids)
Source: RefSeq, a predicted model, not a curated record
UCGAAGAUUCCCGUGCCGCAACUAAACCACACCGGCCAAGGCGCUCUACGGCGGCGGCGGCGGCGUGCGCCGCCGCAUUUCGCCCCAAUCCGGCCGGGUCCGCCCGCCUGCUCCGUCGACCUCCUCUUCAACCACCCGGACCUCCUCCCGCCGGCAUCCCCCGUGGGAACGGCCUCCUCCUCCGCCUGCCUACAACGCCGAUGCGUUUCUCCAGGCGCGCGCAGAUGGGUGGGCCGGAGUAGCCCCAGCCACGGUCGAUGGUAUCGGCGGACGCGGAGUUCGUCUUCGUCAUUCGGUCUAUUAUCCCCCUUCUUCCAGUUCCGUCCAAUUGGAUCCCAGCGGUCAUACUCAGGACAUCCAUGCAGGGCCUUGAACUCAUGGACAUGGCAUCAUCCUUAUUACAAGAGAUAUCCCCGGACGGCCGGCGGCUGUACGGUGACGCAAAGAACCGGUCCGACGUCUGCUCCCUGCCUCAGCAAGCAACCGAGGAUAAUUCUGUGCCGGAAGAUUUUGCUGCUGUCCAGGCCAUCUUGAAGACGUUUGGUGAUGCAUCCAGGCUGAGAACUAACAUUGUGAAGAGCGUGGCUUAUCCUACUUCCUGUGAUGGUAUCGAUUUAUCUCGUAUACUGUGUGAUUUUGGUGGAGUGCAAGCUUAUUGGCCAAGGGUAUCUGGGUUUGCCUGUAGGGUUCAGAAAGCCGAGCUAUAGCCGGUUGUGCUUGACUAGGCUGCCGGCAAGCUCUCGCCAUGGAAAGAGCGCCUUCUCAACAGAACAUGGAAGACUGGUGCUUAUUAACUGGGUGGUGACUGCACAUGCUACAUAUUUCCUGACCACCUUGUGGAUUGGAGGCGAGUGUGCGCACCAAAGAUAUUCAGUUGAUCCCUUGGGCUGUGGUGGGAAUGGUCAGGUGGGAUGAUGAGAAGAGACCACGGAAGGACACUCAGACUCCGUGCGAUGUGGUUAAUAGGCAGCUCUUUUCCUGCCGCACCUCCAUCUCCCUUGGGGAUGGCAGCUUGGCCAUUCUCAGGAAGGACCGCUAGUUGGAAGGGGAUGCUCCGUGUUUUUUGGUGUCCCGGAAAUCUUCAGGCUGGCACGGUACAGAAG